AUGCUUUGCAGCUUUUUCAGUGUUGUUGGUGAUCCAUCUAAAGGAUUCUUCUGUUAUGCCCAAGGCUACAGCACUCAUUUCUUUUGUGUGGCAUCUUUCCUUUGGACAACUACUAUUGCUUUUACUCUUCAUCGUGCAGUUGUCAAACACAAAGCUGAUGUUGAGGAUUUUGAGCCCAUGUUUCACUUGUAUGUUUGGGGAACUUCACUUGUUAUGACAGUUGUACGAUCUAUUGGUAAUGAACAUGGACAUGUAGGAAACAUAGGCCGUGUAGCUGCAUGGUGCUGGACAGAAACCGGAAGAACAGGAAAGGCUGUCCACUUCUUUACAUUUUAUGCACCUCUUUGGGGCGCAAUUCUUUUCAAUGGGUUCACUUAUUUUCAAGUGAUACGCAUGCUAAACAAUGCAACACGUAUGGCAGUGGGCAUGUCUGAUCGGGGCUCUCAGUCAGAUACACGUGUAGACAUGAAGGCUUUGAACAGGUGGGGUUACUAUCCGUUGAUUCUUAUAGGGUCAUGGAGUUUUGGAACAGUCAACCGUAUUCAUGACUUUAUAGAACCAGGUCAUAAGCUUUUCUGGCUUUCUAUUCUUGAUGUUGGAAUGGCUGCAUUAAUGGGUCUUUUCAACUCAAUAGCAUAUGGCCUCAAUUCUUCGGUGCGACGUGCAAUUUAUGAAAGACUGGAUCUGUUACCGGAAAGUUUGAGAAGAUGUUUCCCGAAGAAGUUAAAGUCAAGAAGUCAACAACAGCAACACGAAAGUGAACUAGUCUCUUUGAGAAUUGAAGACCAGCAUCAAUAGCUACAUGACAAAACCCAAACCAUUUCCAAAUAUCUUUCUUCCCAAUUCCCAUCAAUGAAAUACCGAAAAUGCCCUUAACGACAAUGACCAAGUUAUCGAUUUUGUUUUGUUUUUUUUUAAUUGGAUAAAAAGGCAACAACAGCAAUCAAUGGUAUCUUCAAAGUUGUUCCUUUUCUUGUAGUGA
This is a messenger RNA of Lactuca virosa, 982 nucleotides long. The record is from the annotation of a GenBank genome assembly. NCBI's taxonomy places the organism in Eukaryota, Viridiplantae, Streptophyta, Magnoliopsida, Asterales, Asteraceae.